UUAUAAGCGGAAUCACCACCGCGUAUCAUUUUAUUACAUUGUCUUUAUAAUCUUAAUGUUAUUAUUGUGUUUCUAUAAGUGCAGUGUAAAAAUGUAUUUAAAUGUGAUUAAUAUUGCGAAAUGAUUAUUUUUUGUUUCCCAAUGUUCGUGAAACAGUUUAUUGUUUUAUUUCUUUAGAACAAAAAUAAGUGUUACAAAUUACGUUAGGGGGCGGUACCGUGAUGCCAGUUCGUAAGCAAGAGGCCCACCGAGCAUUAGAACUGCUGGAAGACUAUCACAGCAAAUUAAUUAAGCCGCAGGACCGCCAGCUUCGUCUCGCUAUCGAAAGAGUUAUCAGGAUUUUUAAAUCACGCCUUUUUCAAGCUCUUCUUGAUAUUCAAGAAUUUUAUGAAUUAACCCUUCUCGACGAUACGAAAUCUAUUCAACAGAAGACUGUUGAAACCAUUCGUAUAGCAAACAAGUGGGAAUCUGAUGGUGUCCGGGGUGAAGCACAAUCGGCGGAUAAUGAUUACAGAUCAGUUUCGAAUGCUUUUCUGCUGGACAACAAUAGAAAAUCGGACAAUCGCAAUGUUGACUCACCAGAUUCAGCAAGGGUCGGUGCGAUUCCCUCCAUCAUAUCGCCAAGAGGAGACGUGGAAGAAAAAAAGGUUCACGUUUCAUCACCUGAAAUGAAGCAGUUGCAGAUAAAUGGAAUAGAAGGUGGUUCGGAGCGCACUGUCGGCGAUGACGGCUCUUUGUACUUAACUGUGGUUUUAUCUCGCGCGGGCGGCGCUGGGCUCGGAUUCAGUAUCGCAGGCGGCUCGGACAACCCUCACGUCGCCGACGACCCACUCAUCUAUGUCACAAAACUUAUACCCGGUGGAGCGGCGGCCGCCAGUCAGUUGCAAAUAAAUGAUGCAAUAUUACAGGUUAACGACACAUCGGUCGAGAAUGUAUCCCAUGCCGAGGCAGUCGACGCAUUAAAAAAGGCGGGGAGUACAGUAAAACUGAAAAUAAGACGUCGGCAAACGGGAGAAAAUACAUUAAAUGUUUCCCAAAUAUCAAAUAAAGAGGAGGCUGUCGAGAUAGAGUUGGUGAAAGGCGGUUCCGGGUUAGGCUUCAGCAUAGCAGGCGGCCUGGGUAAUCAGCACAUACCGGGUGACAAUGGCAUAUAUGUAACCAAGAUCAUGGCCGGUGGGGCCGCGCAUCGGGAUGGACGUUUAAGGGUCGGUGACAAGCUGCUUAUGGUGAAAAAUACAUCAAAAGGUGACGUGAACUUAGAUAAUGUGACGCACGAAGACGCAGUGAGCGCGCUGAAGGCGUCGGGCGAGCGCGUGCUGCUCGUGCUCGUGCCCGGCCCGCGCCACGGACAGCCGUCGCCGCGCGUCUCCCGCGCCAACACCCCCAUCCUCGCAGCGUCGAGCACGGCCAACUCGCUGCGGCGCGAGGACGGGCAGGACGGGCAUGACGGACCGGACGGGCCGGACGCGCCGGACGCCGAGGAGCCUCGCGUCGUGGAGCUGGAGAAGGGCCCGCAGGGGCUCGGCUUCAACAUCGUGGGCGGGGAGGACGGGCACGGGAUAUACGUGUCGUUCCUGCUGGCGGGCGGGCCGGCCGAGCGCUCGGCGCGGCUGCGGCGCGGCGACCGCCUGCUGGCCGUCAACGACGUGGACAUCACGCACGCCACGCACGAGCAGGCCGCCCGCGCGCUCAAGAGCACUGGACAGAAUGUAAAAUUGACAGUAGUGUACAGGCCACAAGAAUACAACAAAUUUGAAGCUCGAAUCAAUGAAUUGAAACAACAUCACACACUACUAAGGACAUCUCAAAAACGAUCACUAUAUGUAAGAGCUCUUUUCGACUAUGAUCCCAUUAGAGAUGAUGGAUUACCCUCUAGAGGACUGCCAUUCCGAUACGGUGAUAUACUACACGUCACUAAUGCCUCUGACGAUGAGUGGUGGCAAGCGAGACGACUAGACAGCACGGACCCGGAGGCGAUCGGCAUCAUCCCGUCCAAGCGGCGCUGGGAGCGCAAGCAGCGCGCGCGCGACCGCCAGGUCAAGUUCCAGGGACAGGGCACCCCCGUUAGCACGAGUCAGUCAACAUUAGAGAGAAAAAAGAAAACUUUAUCGUUUAGUAGGAAAUUCCCAUUCAUGAAGAGUCGAGAGGACGGCAAAUCUGAAGAUGGUUCGGACCAGGAGCCUUACUUGCUUUGUUACACACAAGAGGACACUAACGCAGACGGGGAAAUCUUGUACCGAGUGGAACUUCCCAUGAUGGAGGAGAUAACGCUCAUAUAUCUCGAGGACGAGAGUCAGGACGAAGCCGUUUUGUCGUACGAAACAGUUCAACAGUUAACUAUUACUUACACGAGACCAGUAAUAAUCUUGGGUCCGCUCAAAGACAGGAUCAAUGAUGAUCUUAUAUCGGAGUUCCCUGACAAGUUUGGAAGCUGCGUACCUCAUACGACCCGGCCGCGACGAGACUACGAAGUAGACGGUCGCGACUACCACUUCGUGGGCAGUCGCGAGCAGAUGGAGCGCGACAUACAGAACCACCUGUUCAUUGAGGCGGGACAGUACAACGACAACCUGUACGGAACUUCCGUGGCCUCCGUACGGGAAGUGGCCGAGAAAGGCAAACAUUGCAUUUUGGAUGUUAGCGGAAAUGCUAUUAAGAGGUUACAGGUUGCGCAACUCUAUCCCAUUGCCAUAUUUAUUAAACCAAAGAGUGUAGAGUCUAUAAUGGAAAUGACGAAGCGAAUGACCGAAGAUCAAGCGAAGAAAACGUACGAACGUGCUCUAAAAAUGGAGCAAGAGUUCGCCGAAUAUUUUACUGCGGUGGUGACGGGCGACACGCCGGAGGAGAUAUACGCGAAGGUGAAGGCGGUCAUCACUGCGGAGAGCGGGCCCGCCGUGUGGGUGCCGCGCCGCGACCCGCUGUGAGCCGGCACGUGCCAUACACGCACUGUUUGACUCUAAUUACUUUACCGUUUAGGGUAUUGCACAGAAACUAGACCGAAGAAGUGUGGACCUUUAGAUUAUCCUUUAUUUAUUUCUUUCAAAACUUGACUUUUCCUUAAGGCGUACGAUGAUAAAGAGAUUUUAAUAAAUUUAUAUAUUAAUUAUAUGAAAAAGAAAAUGACGACGUUCCGAUACCGACUCGUUCGUCGUCGCUUUGGUAUAUAGAUUAUCGAUUAGUUAAAAGCAAUACGUUCAAUGAAUUUAGAAUCUCCCAAACUUCGUGGUCGGUUGUUUACCGUGGUACGAGUGAAGCAAUAUAAAAGCCGAGGAUGAUACUCGUCUCAUCUAAGCAAUAUAUCGUUUCUUAGGAGCGAAGAGCUAUAGAUAGUCACGUUUUUUAAAAAUCUGUUGAUUUAACAAUUAAACUUUAUAAAUACCGCUGGGUAGACCUUCUAUAAAAAUCGUAGCAUAAAUUACAUCGUCCGAAACGAUUCCAGCUAUUUAAAGUGGUAACAGUUUUUUAAAACAAAGCUUUCACUGUAGUAUAUUAUGCUUGUGUUUAUUGUGCUAAUCAUUAAUCUAGCGUUUAUAUUUCUUCAAAUAGUAUGUUUGCAUGGUGUAAUAAAAAUAUUUAUUGACAAAACAAAUUAUAUGCUUCAAUUUAAUGUAAAUGAAUUGUAUAUUGUAGAAAUUAAAAAUGAUAUUGUUCAUGUUAAUUUGUUAACUCAGAUUGCUAGAGUAAAUUGUGAAUUUUCGCCAUUAUCAAAUAAUAUAUAAUAUCUUUAUUAUGUACACAGAUAAUAAAAUAUCAUUAUCGAUAUAAAUUGUGCACUGGAUGAUAAAAGAAAAAUAUGACAUAUAUAUUAGUUAUAAAGAUUAUUAUGAUACUAUAGUCGAACCCACCUCACGCGUCCUGCAUGGCUAGGCUAAGAAGUAACCAGAAUUAUUUGCUCAAGCAGCAAUCUGUAAUGUAGCCAUUGAAUCUCAUGACAUUGUGCAUACUGAAGUCCCUUUAACACUUAUUUAGACGAGGUGCGAAGUUGUUGAUAAUUUUUAUAGUAAGAAAUUGUGUUAUACGGCGUGAAAUGUCUCACCAAUAAUGUAUGACAUUUAUUUACUGAGAAUUUUAUUUAACUAUAGUAUGCCCAUCUGCAAAUAUGGCUAUGUACGCGAGCACUUUCUACUUAAGAUAAUCUUUGAACACCGAACUCGUUUAUUGAUGAAAUAAUACUGUAAGUGCAAUGAGUAUUUUAAAAAAUAUUACAAUUGAUUACUAUCGCUUGUACUUAAAUUAUAGUUUAUUAUUAUUUUUACUUUAUUAUAAUGCCAUGUUAACGCGAUUUAGAUAAUAUUUUUUGCAUGACAAAUUAUGAUUGAUUAUUACUCAAUGUAAUCGCAACAAACUAUUCCCUUUUACUUAUAUGACAAUCAUUGUUUUGUGCGUACUUUCAUACUACCAAAGAUAUUCAGCAAUUUUUUGCAUGGAAAAUUGACAAAUAACUACUUAACAAGUGUAUGAAUGUGUCUUCGUCAUUGUAAUUUAUUACAAGAUCUUUGUAAAUAAAUAAACAUUUUUAAUCAGUAUGUAAGACAUACAAGUUACAACAAUAAAUUAUGAAAGUCAAUUGAAAAUAUUAUUUUGAAUAUAAAUUCUUAAUCAUUGUGUAUACCUGUCAAGUUAUAAUUAAGUUUUUACACUGAUUUAUUAACAAAUGAGUAUAAUUUGUUUUAAUGGUUAUUUAUUUUAUUGUGCUAAGUAGGUAUUCUAUUAAAUUAAUGGAAUGUGUUAAAUUUGUGUAUAUUAAUAAAUUGUAAGUAUUAAUAAUGUUUUAACACCUAUCUAACUGAAACAUUAUAAAAAUCCAUAUUUGCAGAUGUACAAUGUUUAUCAGUUAGUGAUGUUCAAUAGACUAGUUUGAAUAAAAUUAUUUACGUUGAAAAUUCAA
Messenger RNA from Nymphalis io (European peacock), 4888 nucleotides. RefSeq names its product disks large 1 tumor suppressor protein (gene dlg1). The record is from RefSeq and is a predicted model, not a curated record. The coding region runs from base 222 to 2924 and encodes 900 amino acids. Gene Ontology annotation, molecular function: protein binding. Lineage: Eukaryota; Metazoa; Arthropoda; Insecta; Lepidoptera; Nymphalidae. Gene Ontology annotation, cellular component: neuron projection; postsynaptic density membrane; neuromuscular junction. The transcript has 22 exons. Gene Ontology annotation, biological process: chemical synaptic transmission.